Amphiprion ocellaris (clown anemonefish) is the source of this 3082-nucleotide messenger RNA. It is a transcript of the gene fkrp, whose product is annotated as fukutin related protein. Gene Ontology annotation, biological process: protein O-linked glycosylation via mannose. The transcript has 2 exons. Gene Ontology annotation, cellular component: Golgi apparatus. The record is from RefSeq and is a predicted model, not a curated record. Bases 526 to 2115 code for a protein of 529 amino acids. NCBI's taxonomy places the organism in Eukaryota, Metazoa, Chordata, Actinopteri, Pomacentridae.
AAGUCUUUCUGUUGCUGCGGGCAACAGCGACGACAAGCAAGUUAGCUUCAUGCUAAAUCCGUGCAGUUAUGAUUCUUAGUUGUGUUUGUGCUCAGCUACAUGCAAAUGAAAUAUUCUCAUGUUCACUACGUUGUUUGUUUCUUCAAAAAAAUAUAUUGGAGUCUUGAUUUCAACCACGGACGCACAUAUACUAGCUAACAAUGCUAAUAUUAUACCUCUGAGUUUGCUGCUAGGGUUGCUGCUGUGCUAACAGGGCAGGCUAAUACAGAGCACCAUGGAAUCUACGUACAGCCUGAAUAGCAGGGCUAAUUGGCUCAACGUUGCUAAUACUUUCCAUAACCACUCUGUGGUGUGAUGGCCUACGACCUGCAUGCGACUGCCUUAUAAAGGAAAAGAUGGUUACAUCCAAAUGAAGCUUGUCUUCAACUCUUACUCAUCUACAGCUACACUAAUGGGGACUCGAGACCCACCACUGGAUUUGUUGUUUGAAACUUAAACUCUUCUCCCAACUGGACAGUAGCAGCCAUGCGUAUCAGUUUCUGCCAAGGCCUGCUAACCGGUGCCAUCAUCCUCAACCUCCUCAUUCUCUACUAUGUGUCUCGGGCCCAGCAGCACAUGAUGGAGAAGAGGAAGGAACUUGGCCGGGGCACGAGGAGGGCCGCCCUGCCAGCCUCCGGUCUCGGAGGAGGUCUGGUAGGAGCUGGAGGUGAGCCUGGAGUGGGCGGAGUGGAGGGACACAGUCGAGGUCCACGUGUGACUGUUCUUCUUCGGGAGUUUGAAAAUUUUGAGAAUUAUGUUGGGGAUGUGGCUAAUUCCUUCCUCCGCCAGAGGCCCGAGCUUCCCUUUCUGGCUGUGGCAGAUACGUCUCCAUACCCUCCACUGGUGCUUCCAGAGGGGGCUCGGCUUCUGGUGCUCUCCCCGAGCCCUGAUCAGCCACCGCAAGCUCACAGGCCAGAGUUUCAUGUCCAGACUGAGUUUGUGCUGCUGGUGCCUGACGGAGUGGAGCUGGAGCAACCACGGGCCAUCGAGAGGUUGAUCAGGGAGCUGGAAGGUGAAGGUGGGGGGCCGGUGAGGCUGGUAGCUGCACCCGUGUUGGUUCGAUCUGCUGUGCAGUGUCUCCACCUGCGGGUGAACCUCAGAGAGUGGACCGCCACAUACUCAACGGCCACAUCGGGAAGCAGCGGGAGCGUGUGCACGGCUUUACAGGGAGAUGCAAUUGUCCUCAUUCGCACCGAGGACCUUUUUAACCUCUCUGUCCCUCUGGGGCGACCCCUGUUCUCCUCACUCUUCAUCCAGACUGCCUUGAGAGGCUGGAAGGUCAAACUGCUGGAAACCCCCUGUUUCUCUGCAAACCACCGGCCCCUCUUCAGCUCCGCUCACAACCAGUGGAAGGCCGACACUCGACUGAAGGAGGUCACAGGGAAGCUCAUGAGGAGCUUUGGUCUGAAGCGCCUCUUGCUGCCUGAUGGGAAGGAACAGUGGCACGGCUGCAGUAAAGAGACGCCUCGCUGUUUUGGCACUGUGCAGGAGGACACUCCAGACUAUCUUUAUCUGGACAGAUGGACGCCUCCCUGCUGUCUGCGAGCACUCAGGGAAACCACUAAGUAUGUUAUCAACAUCUUGGAGAGCUCAGGUGUGCGCUACUGGUUAGAGGGGGGUUCUCUGCUGGGUGCUAUUCGCCAUCAAGACAUCAUCCCAUGGGAUUAUGAUGUGGACUUGGGCAUCUACCUGGAGGAUGUACCCAACUGUGAUCACUUGAAGAACCUGGACUCAGGCUCUCUGGUGGAUGCUAAUGGCUACGUCUGGGAGCGUGCAGUGGAAGGAGACUUCUACAGAGUCCAGUACAGCGAGGCCAACCACCUGCAUGUUGAUCUGUGGCCCUUCUACUCACGGAAUGGCGUCAUGACCAAAGACACGUGGACAGAGCACAAACAAGACGUGGAGUUCCCAGAACACUUCCUGCAGCCGCUGGUGCCAAUGCCUUUUGCUGGCAUCACUGCCUACGGCCCCAACAACCACAGAGCCUUCCUGGAACUGAAGUUUGGAGAGGGGGUGAUUGAGAACCCCCAGUAUCCCAAUCCUGCAAAAAAGAGGCUGGACAGAAGCAAAUUAUGAGUGAUACUAAAGGCCAACAAGCCCUUUUAUGUUGUACUGUAUUUGUUGACCUAAAAACAGACAACUUUGCCUAUUUUUUUUGAAAACAGCCUAAAAGAUGAUGCUUGGAAAUUGAAAUGGUGCCAGCAUGACUGCAUUAUGCGUCGCAGUGUAAUCACACGUUUGGUCAGAUUUUCUUUUCAUUGUCAGUGUUUGGAUAUAAAUGAUAAUCUGCCUUUAUUUAUCAGAGUGGUGCAAUUUUGUUUGCAAAGGGCAUAAACACUUUUUUAAAUCUCCACUUGUGUACUGACCACCUGAUCAGGCACACCUUAAAAAAGUCAAAAACUGGUUUUAAUACAUCGUGUACAAACUCUGUAUGUGAUCUACUCUCUAAAUAUUACUGCUGUAAAGAUGAUGAAUACUUUAAAACAAAAAAGAUUGUUUUUUUUUUUAAAGUAGAUUAUUUUCAGCAGGAUUUAAGGUAUUGUACAGUUAUUUGUUUCUGCCUGACAAGUAUUUUAUGUUUUCUUAACUGUAUUGCCUUGUUUUGCACAGACUCUUUGAAUUUUUUAGUUUUGCACAAUUUAUGAAUGAAUGUUGGGUGUCUAUCAAUGCCCUUCGGUACCUGACAACUCUAAUGUGGUAAUUUCCAUGUGGUGAAAUGAGAAGCACACAUCAUUCAUCCUGUUAUGGAUGAAACAUCACUCUAUUAGGCCUUUAUAUUCAAUUAAUAAUAAAUAUAAACUCUUAGCUCAAAUAUAUGCAUUAUUAUCAUCCAAGAAAAAAUCCAAGAAAACAUUUCAAAAAAGACAUCAGUGUCACAUUAUAUCUGUAGUGUUAUUUGUGUGUAAUGUAUUAGAGGGUCACUCUGUUUGAUGUACUGGUAAAUUCAGAUCAUUGUAACUGUUUAUAGGUUUAUUUAUUUGUUUGGAGGAGAUUUGAGGUGUUGGUUGGUUGAUUUAUUGUAAAUAAAGAAUGUACAGCAAUA